GCCAUCCACAGACGAAGAGCGCCACCACAGACAUGUUCCUCCAGAUUGUGACUAUAUUUGCCCUGCUGGCCAUCGCUAAUGGCGCAGUGACUCCCUUGGGCCUGGAACCUAACUUGCCGCAGGAUGGCAGAAUUGUGGGAGGCGUAGCCACGUCCAUUGCGGAUCAUCCAUGGCAGGUUUCCCUGCAGCGUAAUGGUGCCCAUUUCUGCGGCGGUUCUAUCAUCAGCAACAACAUCAUCGUAAGCGCCGCCCACUGCCUGAUUUCUCCGUCCACGGCCUCCAAUCUUCGGAUUAGAGCUGGCUCCAAUAACAGAAACUAUGGAGGCGUUCUCAUCCAGGUGGCUGCCAUUAAGGUCCAUGAGGGCUACAACACGGCAAGCAAGGUCAACGAUAUUGGAGUGGUGCGUCUGCAGUCGAUGCUGACCUUUGGCUCCACCAUCAGGGCCAUUGCGAUGGCCAGUGUGACACCAUCUCACGGAGUGGCGGCCAGCAUUUCGGGCUGGGGAAAGACCACUUAUGGCGGCUCCUCCUCAUCGACGCUGCUUUAUGUGGACACCAAAAUCGUUGGACGUACGCAAUGCGGCAGCUCCACCUAUGGAUAUGGUUCCUCGAUCAUGACGACCAUGAUAUGUGCGGCGGCGGCCGACAAGGAUGCGUGCCAGGGUGACUCUGGCGGACCUCUGGUAUCCGGGGGUCAGCUCGUCGGCAUCGUCUCCUGGGGAAAGGAGUGCGCUCUGGCCAAUUUUCCUGGCGUGUUUGCCAAUGUGGCCGAAUUGCGGAACUGGGUCCUUCAGGCCCAGAACACUGUCUAGCUUAAGUUAAGCACAAUAAAAACCAACUCGUAGUUGUAAAUGCA
Molecule: messenger RNA, 856 nt
Organism: Drosophila rhopaloa
Lineage: Eukaryota; Metazoa; Arthropoda; Insecta; Diptera; Drosophilidae
Gene: Ser8
Product: trypsin alpha-3
Exons: 1
Coding region: 33-812 (259 amino acids)
Biological process (GO): proteolysis
Molecular function (GO): serine-type endopeptidase activity
Source: RefSeq, a predicted model, not a curated record